UCCCAUCAUUGUGUCUGGGUGCUGUAAAUACUGAAAAACAGAUUAAAAUUGGCCAAAAUCAAAACAUUACAAUAGGAUGCUACUGCUGUGAUCUGUUCACAUAUCAGGUGGUUCCCUUCCUUAGCAGCUGGCAUGUUUAUGCCUCAGUGGAACUCGCUGUUCUUGUGACAAACUCUUCUUGAGUGUUGUGGGAAAUGCCACAAAAGAGGAAACAUUCACUUGUUGAGCAAAACAAACAGAAGCCUGGUGCAGAGCACAAGUUGGAGACGGGUGAUUAUCAAGACAGAACUGCCUGUUCAGGUGUCGCAAGACCCAUUGUUUGCCCUUCGCCAUGCAAUCCAAGUCUCUCUGGGGCUCCUGCUGUGGAAACAGGUGAUUCACUAGAAAUUUCAUGGAAGACAUUUCUGUCUGUGUUAAGGUCCAUGGAAGAAUGUUCAGCAAACAAGAUGAGCGCCUUGGCCCCGCAGCUAAUAACAUCUCAACCAGUUUUAUUGAGGAAAAAAAUUGCCAUCAAACCUGAAAAAAUAAGAAAAGGCCGAUCAAGUGCUCUCCCUGUUAUACUGAAACCUGGUGAAAAACCAAAUGCAACACUCCAAAAGGAAAGGGAACCGAGUGCCGUUGUUCACAGCUCAAAGCAAGAUGCAGAUAAAAUUAGAACUGGCUCAGAUCAACUUGAUUCCUGCAGAAAGACUCCUAAAGGAGAUGUAAGUCACUCAGCCAGCAAAACUAAGGGAGAUCAGAGCUCCAGUGAAACAAAUUACACCCAGCUCCCUUUGUCUCUACCUGAGCCCAAAUCUGCGGUCCAAAGACAGCGUGAAGUACCUCCUCUCAUCCUUCAAGAAAACACAUCCCUGACACACAAGUUCAAAAAAGGCAACUUGGGCCUGACAAAUCACAAAGACUGGCAUCAGCAGUCAUCUCAAGCAGAAUCUCAGCUGCCAUCUCAGGAGAGCAACCGCGUGGGAUCAAACAAAGUUUUCCGUCAGAAAUUAAGCAGCUGUGUUAGUGCGCUCCCUCACCUGGAAUGCCAAACUCGAUCUAAUUUAGUUGCAAGUGCUGUAAAGUCCCAGCCACAAGAUGGAACUCUUCCACAGAUAGCCACCAAGAACCUGCAGAACACAUUGCAUCAGCUUUCCUCAGUUGUCCUGUCUGUGUUAAACCGCUUGCAGUCAGGGCUGAAUUCUGCUCUGUCAGUACUCAGCUAG
Messenger RNA from Heteronotia binoei (common prickly gecko), 1205 nucleotides. RefSeq lists its product as uncharacterized. The record is from RefSeq and is a predicted model, not a curated record. Lineage: Eukaryota; Metazoa; Chordata; Lepidosauria; Squamata; Gekkonidae. The coding region runs from base 195 to 1205 and encodes 336 amino acids. The transcript has 8 exons.